Molecule: messenger RNA, 1311 nt
Organism: Aplysia californica (California sea hare)
Lineage: Eukaryota; Metazoa; Mollusca; Gastropoda; Aplysiida; Aplysiidae
Product: myo-inositol 2-dehydrogenase
Biological process (GO): NADPH regeneration
Cellular component (GO): cytoplasm
Molecular function (GO): nucleotide binding; oxidoreductase activity
Source: RefSeq, a predicted model, not a curated record
CCUUGUCAAGGUCACAAAUCUUUAGCCACACCCCCUUAAUGACGUCAUUAAGCCACACCGCAACCCAAUCUGACAUCAGAGCUCUGAGCUCUCAGCAUGGCUCCAAGAAAAAAAGAUUCAACAUUGGAGUUCUAGGUGACACGACAGGGUGCAACAUCCUAGCGGACCUGAGCGUCCACGACGUGGAUCAGCUGGUCUGGCUCACCCAAUCAGAGCGACCGGAGCACAUCUACGUCACCACGCAUGCGCACGAUGCGACGAUGGCGGAGUUCAAGGAGGCGGACGCCAUUGGGGUGAUGAUCAAGUACCCGAGCGGUAUCAUCGCUAGUCUGGACGGGUUCCGGGAGUCUGUCUAUGGAUACGACAUCAGGAUGGAGGAAGUUAGAAUAAAAGAUUAAUAAAUAUUAUAAAAUAUUAUAAAAGUUAUGUAUGAUCCAGGCGAAUAUAGAAUAAAAGAUUGAUAAAUAUUAUAAAAGGUAGGUAUGAACAUGGUGAAUAUAGAAUCAAACAUUAAUAAAUAUCAUAAAAGUUAUGUUUGAACAUGGAAAGUAUAGAAUAAAACAUUAAUAAAUAUUAUAAAAGGUAUGUAUGAACUCGGUGCAUAAAUAAUAAAAGAUGAAUAAAUAUGAUUAAAGGGUAUGUAUGAGCAUGGCGAAUAUACACGUAGAAUAAAAGAUGAUAAGAGUUAUGUAUGAACACAGAGAAUAAAGAAUAAAAGAAAAUAAAAGUCAUGUACAAACUCGAAUAUAAAAUAAAAGAUUAUAAAAGUUGUGUGUGAACUCCACAAAAUAUAAAAUAAAAUAUUGUAAAACUUAUGUCUAAACUUUACAAACAUAAACUAAAGGCUGAAUCCGGUGCAUAACAGAUAAAAGGUCAAAAAGUCAUGUGUGAGCUCCACAAUAUAAAAUAACAGAUUAUAAAAAUUCACUUAUAAACUAGAGAUUUAUAUUUUUAAAAAGAUUAUAAAACGCAUGUAUGAACUCGACUAAUAUAAAAAUAACAGAUUAUAAAAGUUAUGUUUGAACUUACCAAAUAUAAAAUAACAGAUAACAUAAGUUAUGUGGAAGCUUACUAAAUAUGAAACAACAGAUAAUAAAAGUAAGGUUUGAACCGGACACGUACAACUGGCGUUAAUCCUGUAAUGUAAGGUUCUUUGCCACUGCGCAGAGGCAGAAGACGUGAGUUCGAUUCCUGCUCAGGGAAGUCAAAAAAGUACUUAUUUAAAACUAGCUGGGACCCUUUUCGAUGAAAGGAAUGAUCCCUGCAUUAAUUACAACUGAAAGUCAUUGGCCUACUAUAUUUACACUCUAU